AUGGAAGGCGAGACAUCGGCCGCCGAAAUCGCCAUCCAGCCUGGCCAGCUGGCUUCCAAUCUCAAUGGACAGAGCUAUGUCCAUGGGAUUCCGCUGAACUACACUAUCGGCAUCGAGCUCAACGUCCUCAAGGCCGGCUCCAAGCUCUUCGGGGCCCGCGGCGGAAACUCGAGCUUUCCAGGUCUCCUCCCAAGCCCAGAGGAGCUCGAUCCGAAGCCCGACGGCAAUUCGGCUCAGGGCUACAUAUGGGUCGGCAUGGUGCCGAGCCACGGAAUACUUGCCAACUACAACGCCGCCGUUGGUGCCAAGGCUGAGGGUACGACCAGCACGAGUGCCAAGAAAGGCCGACGUCCCGGUGCCGGAGGUGGCGGGCUUCUACCUCCCAUCGACAAUGACCCGAACGCCCUGAGGGUGGUGGUGAACAAAUCGACCAAGAACCUGCAGUUCUACAAGCUGACUACGCGCGACGCCUCCACCAAUCUGUGCAUCAAGGAAACGUUGCCGAAGGAGCACGUCUUCUUCUUCCCUUCGUUUCUCGAUCCCGAGGUUCGAGGAGUGAAGGCCCGCAAGACUGCCUUGAGCGACGAGAUCGACAAGAGAGCGAAUGGCACUGGCCCAGGAACGACACCGCAGAGCAAGCGGCCAAAGGCCGCAGCCCCAACCGCCAAGACUCCCGGGCCCGGGAAGGUAGACAAGUCGAGCGCGAAGCCGAACCCUCCCAAGACCCCGACCCGCCAUGUGGUCGAGAAGUCGACCGGUCCGGCUUCCUCCCAAAGCAGCACUGUCCAGAAGGAGAACCAGACUCCCGGAAAGAUACCUAAAGACAAGGCAUCGGGAUAUCAGAACACUCAAAUUGCUCAGCCCAAGAAUAGCUCCCCAGCCAGAAAGGAGGCUGCGAUUGCUCUGCAGUCUAGCGUCAACGGCGCCCAGCCUCGUGCCAUCGCUCCACCCACAGCUCCCGCUCGACAGGAAAUGGUCGAGAAUAGACGUCCCCAGAACUACAAUAUCCCGGGAUGGCUGGACGCACCUCUCGAGCAUGCUCCUCAUCAUCCAGUGGAAACCCCCAGCACCGUAACAAUCAUUGCCGAUGACGCCUCGCCGACCAGUGGCUAUACCUCGCGAGCCAGAAAAUCUGCACCUGACUUUGCCGAGACGCCCUGUCGGCCUCAUCAGCCCGGCCGUCAUCCAAGCCAGAGACCGCCUUCCAAUCCGCCUUCCAGCACGAAGACUCCUCUAGGAGAGGGCCUUUGCAACAACCAUGCAUACAAGCAAAAUAUGGCGAGAAACCCGGCAUCGUCUUGGGCCGCCGGAACCACUGGUAGCAUGCAGCCCACAAAGACUGCGUACGGAGAGGGCAUGGCGAGUGACUCGACGUCUUCCUGGGCCUCGGGCCCUCCUGGAAACAGGCAGCCUACCAACAAUGCGUAUGGAAAGGAUACGGUGCUGUACCCGGUGCCGCCUUGGCCCUCGGGAGCUGCCAGUGACAUCUACUCUUCCAACAACAACCAUGCCAGCAAUCAUGGAAACGACUACGCCAACCGCGCCAACUACGCGAACGGCUACGCCGGCGGCUACGUCAACAGCUACACCAACAGCUACGCUAAUAACUUUGCCAACAACAACCUUGCGAACAACCAUACCUUCAACUAUGCCAACAGAGCUGCCAACAACGUGCAUGAACCAGAUAUUGUGGACUUCCAGAUGCACCCCCCAGCCUUUGGAGCUCACAGGAUCAUGCAGGCUAGCGACGGAGGGUACGGACAGGCCGAGUUCCAUCAUGGUGGCUCCGACUCAAACCAGUACCUUGGCGCGGAUGCAGUCGCGGGGCUCCCUGCUCCUGGCGCUCACAAUCUCAACGGCGGGAUCGCGGGAGGCACGAGUACUGGCUUCCACAAAUCGCUCGCGGGCAAUGACACGGGGUUCCCCCCGGGAUAUGAGGAUGUCGAUAUGCAGCACUACAAGACGCCGUCUCAGUGCAACUCUCUGCUCGUGCAGUGCGGGGCCGAGACAGACUGCCCUCAGCAGCAGGAUAGCCACCGUGUCCCGAGCCAGCGCCCUCUCCAGAACGCCGGCCACUCGUGGAGGCACGUGAACUCGGGCGGCAGUCACCGCAACCAUGCCAACCCGCAGCUUGGCUGGGGUGGGGUGCGCAAGCCAGGUACGAGGGGCAUGCAUCGGCGCGUGGGGGUCCCGAGAGAAGACCCGAUCAAGAUGCUGCUGGAUAUGGCGAUGGAGCUCAAGGCCAACAACAAGGCCUGCAUCAUCAACCAGCUUGCCGCGAUCGCCCAGAGCCUUAGCAACAACGACGCUUUCAUCAACCUCGACGGUUGCAUUGGGGCGCACUUCAGGUGCCCUGCGGGAGAGCUGACGCCAGAGGCUGUUGGCCCGCUCUAUGAACAGUUCAUGAAGAUGUUCCCGGACCUUCGCGGGGACUUCGCAGUGGCCGAGUUCGGGUUCAUGCUGAACGGCAUACGCGAGGCCAAGCUCAUGAUCGAGUUCAAGCGGAUCCGGCAGUUCGUCUGGGCUUUCGUCGGGGAUGUCCGGGCCCGCAUCGCGAGCGACCCUGCCUUCUCCAGCUCCUACAGGGGGCCUCCGAAGAUUGCCAAGGAAGAGGCGAAGAAGAUGGCGGAGAACGCGCAUGACCGGGCCGGGUGCAUUGUCCCAUCGCCUUAUGACGCCGCGAAAUUUGCCUGCAUCGGACAGCAGCACAUGAAUAUGAACAGCCCAGACGAUGAGGAUGCCUCCACCAUCUACAUGAGCGCCACUACCGCCAGCACCAUUGGCGAGGAAGACCAGAAUGCCCAGUGA
Gaeumannomyces tritici R3-111a-1 is the source of this 2808-nucleotide messenger RNA. RefSeq lists its product as hypothetical. The transcript has 2 exons. The record is from RefSeq and is a predicted model, not a curated record. NCBI's taxonomy places the organism in Eukaryota, Fungi, Ascomycota, Sordariomycetes, Magnaporthales, Magnaporthaceae. The coding region runs from base 1 to 2808 and encodes 935 amino acids.